GGGCUAGUUUACCCUUUUGCCCCUCUUUCCUAUAUAAACCCUCUCAACAUCACUCUCUUCUCACAAAACCCUCAUCUUCUUCCUCAAAAUCAAAAAUCUCUCUAUUCUCUACUCUCUCCAAAUCAAUCACCAUGGCCAAGAUCAAGAUCGGAAUCAACGGAUUCGGAAGAAUCGGACGUUUGGUGGCUAGGGUGGCCCUACAGAGGGACGAUGUUGAGCUCGUCGCUGUUAACGAUCCAUUCAUCACCACCGACUACAUGACCUACAUGUUUAAGUAUGACACCGUCCACGGAGCAUGGAAGCACCAUGAGCUCAAGGUCAAGGAUGAGAAGACCCUCCUCUUCGGUGAGAAGCCAGUUGCCGUCUUCGGGCUCAGAAACCCAGAGGAGAUCCCAUGGGGUUCCGUUGGCGCCGAUAUUGUUGUGGAGUCUACUGGAGUGUUCACUGAUAAGGACAAAGCCGCCGCUCACUUGAAGGGUGGUGCCAAGAAGGUUGUCAUCUCUGCCCCAAGUAAGGAUGCCCCCAUGUUUGUUGUGGGAGUCAAUGAGCAUGAAUACAAGUCCGACCUUUGCAUUGUUUCCAAUGCUAGCUGCACUACCAACUGUCUUGCUCCCCUUGCCAAGGUUAUCAACGACAGGUUUGGAAUUGUUGAGGGUCUUAUGACUACUGUGCACUCCAUCACUGCCACCCAGAAGACUGUUGAUGGACCAUCAGCAAAGGACUGGAGAGGUGGACGUGCUGCCUCAUUCAACAUCAUUCCCAGCAGCACCGGAGCUGCCAAGGCUGUCGGAAAGGUUCUGCCUGCUCUCAAUGGCAAGUUGACCGGAAUGGCCUUCCGUGUACCCACUGUUGAUGUUUCAGUUGUUGACCUCACUGUCAGACUUGAGAAGAAGGCAACCUAUGACCAGAUCAAGGCUGCUAUUAAGGAGGAGUCUGAGGGAAAGUUGAAGGGCAUCUUGGGUUACACCGAUGAGGAUGUUGUGUCAACCGACUUCAUUGGUGACAACAGGUCAAGCAUCUUUGAUGCCAAGGCUGGAAUUGCAUUGAACGAUAACUUUGUCAAGGUUGUUUCAUGGUACGACAACGAGUGGGGUUACAGUUCCCGUGUGAUUGACUUGAUUGUGCACAUCGCCAAGGCUUAAACUCAGAUCUGAAGAUGGAAGGCUUUGCUUUUACGUGUUUGGUCUAGAAUUUUUAGGUCUCUGGGUUCUGAAUAAGAGAAGAGUAUCUUUGUGUCCUCCUCUGGGGGUUGAUCUCUCGGGGUUGUCUAUUUUUGGUUUUGAACUUUUAGUUGCGGAUUUCUCCCCUCUUUGCUUGUUCUAAACAAAGAAACAUGAAAUUGUACUUUAGCUUUGCUAGUUUUUGAUAUAAAGCAAACUUUGAUGGGGUUGUUAUUCA
Messenger RNA from Rosa chinensis, 1398 nucleotides. Its product is annotated as glyceraldehyde-3-phosphate dehydrogenase, cytosolic. Gene Ontology annotation, biological process: glucose metabolic process. Bases 132 to 1142 code for a protein of 336 amino acids. NCBI's taxonomy places the organism in Eukaryota, Viridiplantae, Streptophyta, Magnoliopsida, Rosales, Rosaceae. The transcript has 11 exons. Gene Ontology annotation, molecular function: oxidoreductase activity, acting on the aldehyde or oxo group of donors, NAD or NADP as acceptor; NADP binding; NAD binding. The record is from RefSeq and is a predicted model, not a curated record.